Molecule: messenger RNA, 1129 nt
Organism: Gastrolobium bilobum
Lineage: Eukaryota; Viridiplantae; Streptophyta; Magnoliopsida; Fabales; Fabaceae
Exons: 2
Coding region: 86-811 (241 amino acids)
Biological process (GO): mitochondrial proton-transporting ATP synthase complex assembly
Cellular component (GO): mitochondrial membrane
Source: RefSeq, a predicted model, not a curated record
UUUAUAUAUUGACAAACAUCUAUGGAAGAAAACCCCAUAAAAUGGCCCUAAACCUUAGUGUGACUGAGUAACUUUACGCAUAGCAAUGGCAAGAGCGGCUUUCCUUCACUUGCUGCGGUCACAGAGCAGUCACCACUUUUCAACAAACACUCCUUCAGCAUAUCAUUGUUUUAGGUCCUUGACUCGUGGACGGCCCGUAAGUGCUAAUGCAAUUUUUGAAGCAUCCUCCCAACUUGCUGUUUUCCGAAGAAGAUGGGCAUCUCAAGCCACAACUACAGAGGAAGACAACAAGAUUAGCAUUGGACCUCGAAGUGGAGGACAAUCUGGGGAAGGUGACAAGGAAACUGGAGUUGUUUAUCACGGUCCGAUCUCAGCUACCAUAAAGAAAGUAAAACUUCUGUCUCUCUCGACUUGCUGCCUCUCGGCGUCUCUAGGUCCUGUCGUAACCUUCAUGACAUCACCUGAUAUGAAUGUCAUCCUGAAGGGUGCAGUGGCAUCAUCUGUGAUAUUCUUUAGUGCUACUACAACUGCUGCCCUUCACUGGUUCGUUAGCCCGUACAUUCACAAAAUCCGGUGGCAACCAGGUUCAGACACCUUUGAGGUGGAGAUGAUAUCCUGGCUGGCAAUUCCUUUUACAAAGACUAUUAAGUUUGCUGAUAUUCGACCAGCAGAAACCAAUAGGCCUUUUGUGACAUUUAAGGCUAAUGGGACUUUUUACUUUGUGGACGCAGAACACUGCCACAAUAAGGAACUUUUGGCUAGACUCACACCACAGAAAGUAACUCAUGAAUCAGCUAUAAAAAACUUGUGAUUUGAGACAUACUUUGGUACGAGAUCUCGGGUAUUUUACUGUUAGGAUGGAUUGAGUAAACUAGAACCUUGUCUUAAUUUCAGUCUGUGAUUGGAAUUUUACUCUCUUGAGAUUUAAUCUGUUUUGUUGUGAUAGCAUAAACUAUUCAGGUUUGAUUAAUAAAAUCUCUGUUGUGUCAUUUUGCAGCAUCAUAGUACUGGGAGUAUUUGAUACAAAUUCAGGAUUUGUAGUCUUGUCAAAAUUAUUAUUGAUGUUGCAGUAUUUAUUUAGUGUUCUUUUGGUGUAAGUUACAUUUACUGGUUUCAUAUUCUAUAUAUC